AUCUAUAAAGGCAUGGAUUAAUGUCGUUCACCUGCUUAGAGACCACCUCCAACCGCCAAGAGCCCUUCAAACCCUCUACCUCUCAGGUCGCUAACGAUUCUCACUUUAGCACUGGUCCCAGGCGCCUCCUGGCGGCUGUUUCCGGAAGUAGCCUCUGAGUUUCGGGGUCCUGGCCGGGGCCAGGUCUGUCUAAGGAUUUACCUAAGUGUAGAGACCUCGUCUCCGCCUUUCCCCACUACCCGUUGAGGAUUUGACGACGGCGAUGAAGGGGCUGGGGUUAAUGCGAAGGAGGUGUCUGGCGGCCUCUCCACUCCCUGAAGGAUGGCGGAGUCAGGCGGUCCUCGGGCAGCUCGCGACCCGGAAGUCGCCGCCGGCGCGAGGCCCCCGUUGCCGAGCGCGGGCGCGAGGGGCGGAGCUUGGCGGAGACUGGGAAGGGGGUCGCCGCGGCUCCCGCUCGUCAAGUUGGCGGCUCCCUGAGGCGCUGCUAGGCGGGCGUUGAGUGUGCAGGGCGGGUGGCCGCGGUCCCCGGGUGGCGCUCUCGGCUGUUGUCAGAAGCGACAUGAGUGCCGCCGGGCUGUUGGCUCCGGCUCCGGCCCCGGCUGGAGCGCCGCCGGCUCCGGAGUAUUAUCCGGAGGAGGAUGAAGAGCUGGAGAGCGCCGAGGACGACGAGCGCAGCUGCCGGGGCCGCGAGUCUGACGAAGAUACUGAGGAUGCUAGCGAAACUGACCUGGCAAAGCAUGAUGAAGAGGACUAUGUAGAAAUGAAGGAACAGAUGUAUCAGGAUAAACUGGCUUCUCUCAAGAGACAGUUGCAACAGCUGCAGGAAGGUACAUUACAAGAAUAUCAGAAGAGGAUGAAAAAACUAGAUCAGCAGUAUAAAGAGAGGAUACGAAAUGCAGAACUCUUCCUCCAGCUAGAAACUGAACAAGUGGAAAGAAAUUACAUUAAAGAAAAGAAGGCAGCAGUGAAAGAGUUUGAGGACAAGAAGGUGGAGCUGAAGGAAAACCUGAUUGCUGAGUUGGAAGAAAAGAAGAAAAUGAUUGAAAAUGAAAAGCUAACUAUGGAACUGACUGGAGAUUCUAUGGAAGUGAAGCCCAUCAUGACCAGAAAGUUGCGGAGGCGACCGAAUGAUCCUGUCCCCAUUCCAGACAAGAGGAGAAAGCCUGCUCCUGCCCAGCUUAACUACUUGUUAACAGAUGAACAGAUCAUGGAGGAUCUGAGAACCUUAAAUAAGCUUAAGUCACCCAAGAGACCAGCAUCCCCGUCCUCUCCCGAACACUUGCCUGCCACACCUGCAGAGUCUCCAGCCCAGAGAUUUGAAGCCCGGAUAGAAGAUGGAAAGUUGUACUAUGAUAAAAGAUGGUACCACAAGAGCCAAGCCAUCUAUUUGGAGUCCAAGGACAACCAGAAACUGAGCUGUGUGAUCAGCUCUGUUGGAGCCAAUGAGAUCUGGGUGAGGAAGACAAGUGACAGCACCAAGAUGAGGAUUUACCUGGGCCAGCUUCAGCGCGGGCUCUUUGUGAUCCGGCGGAGGUCCGCGGCUUGACUUUCUCCAGUACUCUGCUUCCCCCGACCCUUUUUCAGGAGUGGUGUUUUGUUUCGUUUUCUUCUUACUGGAAAGUGUUUAACUUGGGAAUUGCUCCUUGGCCUUGGAAAAUGGAGAACACGGUGGUGGAUUCUGAAAGGCACUUUUGUGGCCAGCCACUUCCAUCUUUGUUUUAUUCUUUCCUGCCUCGACUUCUUCCAGCCAUCAGUCGCCAUGAGACUGUACAGGAGUAUUGGGAGUUUGAUUGACUUAUUUCUUUAUUUUUUGCCUUGUGUGUGUGCGUUUUAAAGCCUUAUUUGAGUUCGAAGGGACUUCUCUUUUUAUUAAUUAUCUUAAGUUCUUUCUACCAUGAAGAGGAACGGAAAGGGAUACACUCUACGAGGCAUUUCAUGUUUUAAAUCAGAUUAGUGGAGCACAUCGCUCCUUCUCUUGUUGAGCCCAAUUCAGUGUUCCCCCAGAAGCCUGGGGCAGAGGGCCUAGAAGAAGGAGAUGGAUUCUCCUGGCUCGCAGCCUUCUCAGAGAAAUAAAUGCCUUGUGUAACAUCUGGCGUAGGCCAUCCAUUCCACUGGCUGAACAGACAGAAAUAUUUGCCCGGGGGGACUACGUGCACCGAAGCAAUUAGGGCUCGGGGAGGGGGCGUUUCAUAUUCAUCAUGUGCCGAAGAUACCGUAUUUUAAAUUAUUUAAUGCAAGUGGUUUAUUCAAACACAUUUGUUCUAGCUCAAGCUGGAACAUGAAGUGGUCAUUUCAGACGUUUUCAUUUGUAAUUCACUUCUCUCCCCUGUUCGUGGGUAAGUGAAGUGGUACCUGCCACAGGCUGAUUAUCUGGGUUGUCUGUUGAAGGUGGGGAGGUGAGAUUGGUGGUACAGUAAUCAGUGGUCUGCAGACUCUCACUCAUAAUUCAAAUUGCACUCUGGUCACCAAUGCCAUUAUUGCACAUUGGCCGUUCCAAACCCAUUGAAUCUUCUUGUUGACCCUCCUAGCCUCCCAGGAGGUCUGGCCCAGGUCAAAGACAAAGAAAGCUCUGCCGUGGCUGCCACUAAACCUACCCUCUUCCUAAUGAAUCCUUGUGAAACAGCCUCCCCCACACUCCCCGCUCCCUCCCCCUCAUUCCUGUAACUAGAGAAAUGAUUCAUUGGGUGGUGGGGUUUUUAAUAUUGUAGUUGCCACCUGAUGAUGUUUAUAAAGUAUUUGGGGUUAGAGCCAGUGUUAGCAUCUCUGUGGGCAACCAGUAGACUUUCCGCAUCCUAGGAAAUCUCUGUAAGUAAUUCCUUUGGUCUCCAGGAUUCCCGUUGUUGUGUCUCUUGAUGAACACACCCCAAAGCAAGUCAGGGGCUGUGAUGACAAAUAAGUCACCUUCUCCAAAGUCCUGACUUCAACAGAGACCAAACCUUACUCAGAGUCAAGACUUGUACAGAUAGAUUUUUGUUUUAAUUUAUAAUCUAUUUUUUCUCUCAGUUUUUUUCCUGGUGUUGGAAUCUCAUUUAGAAAACAGGAUAAAGGAUGCUGUUUAUCAAAAGUUGCCUGGGCCUUCUGUGUUUCUUCUCUCUCCUGAGUCCCCCAUUAUUAGGAUAUUUACUCCAGGGAACCAAGUCCACAGUAAACGCGGGUUUCACCUUUUGUUUCUUCUUGGUGGCCUUGGCUGUAAGGGAGGCUCUCUUUUGCUUGAAUUGUCACUGUGGUGUGUGAAACAUCCCAUAAUACCAGGUAGCUCUUGGUUAUCUUCCAGUGCCCGGUGAUGGAAAUUAUCGCGAUUUAUUUAGUGUGUGUUUCCAUCGAAGGUUUUUGCUUUUGUGUUCAUGUUUGUCUUAACUUGUCUUCCUAACAGUACACCAAAGUUUGUUUUUUUCUGGAAAGGAUUGUAUUGCUAACUGUUGGGGGUUCAGCAUCGAAGCAGCAACAAGUUGCCUUUUUCCCUCGCAUUGUCUAGUGGCACCUUUGUGCUUUUGUGAAGUGAACUAUUUGAAGACCAGGGAUGGGGCACAUUGGCCUUUUCUGUAAAUUUGAGGGUGUUUGAGGCCAUGCUUAGGCCUGGUCUCGCCCCGUCACUGCCUCCUGCGCCUCAGGAAUCUCACAACCGUUAAAAUCGUGAUCUGGUGAAAAUGGAGGAAAAGGCGAAGUGGACUUGAGAACACAGCACAGUAAAUUAUAUUCUUGAUAUCAGAUUUAAUUUUUUAUUUAGUGACUCUAGAGAUGAAAAAAUCAGCAUUUCAACACUCAGGUGUUGACCAGGGUGGAAGGGUCCCCCUUGUUAGGAGGUAGAGGAGCGUUUGUGAUGGGCAAAGCUAACUAUAAGGGAAGAACAGCCUUUGUGAUUCCUGGAGUAAGAGGGGGCUGGCUUUUAGCCCAGGUGGCCAUUCUUAUUCCAAAAGGUCUUUGUGUCUCACUAGACCCCAGGGCACCAGAUGAAUUCCCAGGUUCAAACUAUUUCCUGCCAGUGAUACUUCCCAUAAAGGUUGGUCCAGACAGUUCUGACCAAGAACCUGUACAUGUGUGAUUCUGAGAAAGAACCUCUUACGCGAGGCAUUUGCCUCAAGGAUUAUAUACAGUGUUUGCUGAGGAUGUGUCCCAAUAUUUAUUUUACCUCCUCUUGGGAGUUUUGUGUGUCUCCUCCUCCCUCCUCCCUCUGUCCCUAAGCCAGUGUCCUCUUGAACAAUUUCCCUAUUUCUGUAGUCAUACCAAAGCCAGGAUGUUUGUAUUCAUUUGGAUACCAGUAUUGAUGGAUGUCUCACUACCUAACAUAGCUUAAUUUUUUUUAGAAAAACUUCUAACUGGGGCCAGUGUAAGAAACCAGAGGUAGAUCUGCAAAUCAAACUACUUGUAUUUGUUUGCGAGACCCUGUGUGCAGGAUUGGGUGACUUUUCUAAGAGAAAUAUUGGGGGGGAUGGGGGCUGGUUGCAUUUUUUUAACCUAACUUGGGGGAAAAUCCUAUUUUUUACAGUGUUCUUGUUUUUGUUUUUCUAUUAACAUUUCCUUUUAGCCUUGAAUUUUUACUAAAUUUCCUCCUGGUUUAAAAAUCUUGUUUCUAAUCUGGGAAUUUGAAAUCUCGGUGUUUAAUGUUACCCCAAUUUUUUCCAAAGAGUUCAAACCACUUUAAUACUAGAACAUGGUAAAAAAUGUGCAGCCAUUUCAAGUAACUGGUGGGCCUUUUAUACAAUAACAUCAUUAACUGGUACCAUUAAAUGUCCUGAAAGGUGAAUGUAAAAUGUAAAAAGUAUAGGGGUCUUUUUUUUUUUAAUAAAUAACAAUAAACUUUCAAAGAGAAAAC
Rhinolophus ferrumequinum (greater horseshoe bat) is the source of this 4813-nucleotide messenger RNA. RefSeq names its product SDS3 homolog, SIN3A corepressor complex component (gene SUDS3). The record is from RefSeq and is a predicted model, not a curated record. The transcript has 12 exons. Gene Ontology annotation, biological process: negative regulation of transcription by RNA polymerase II. The coding region runs from base 560 to 1546 and encodes 328 amino acids. Lineage: Eukaryota; Metazoa; Chordata; Mammalia; Chiroptera; Rhinolophidae. Gene Ontology annotation, cellular component: Sin3-type complex. Gene Ontology annotation, molecular function: histone deacetylase binding.